Choloepus didactylus (southern two-toed sloth) is the source of this 549-nucleotide messenger RNA. Its product is annotated as 60S ribosomal protein L6-like. The record is from RefSeq and is a predicted model, not a curated record. NCBI's taxonomy places the organism in Eukaryota, Metazoa, Chordata, Mammalia, Pilosa, Megalonychidae. Gene Ontology annotation, cellular component: ribosome. The transcript has a single exon. The coding region runs from base 1 to 549 and encodes 182 amino acids. Gene Ontology annotation, molecular function: structural constituent of ribosome. Gene Ontology annotation, biological process: translation.
AUGGCAGGUGAAAAGGCUGAGAAGCCAGCUACUAUGGAGAAGAAACCUGAAGCCAAGAAGGCUAAUGCCAGUGGUAAGGUUCAGAAGAGUAGUCUCAAGACCAAAAAGCCCAAAAAAGGGAGGCUUCACUGCAGCCAAAACCCGGUUCUUGUCAGAGGAAUUGGCAGAUAUUCCCAAUCUGCAAUGUAUUCCAGAAAGGCCAUGUACAAGAGGAAGUAUUCAGCAGCUAAAUCCAGGAUUGAAAAGAAAAAGAAGGAGAAAAUUCUUGCCAAUGUCAUAAAACCCAAUGGUGGUGACAAAAAUGGAGGUACCACAGUGGUUAAACUUCACAAAAUGCCUAGAUAUUAUCCUACUGAAGAUGUGCCUCAGAAACUGUUGAGUCAUGGCAAAAAAACCUUGAGUCAGCAUGUGAGAGAGCUGAGAUCUAGCAUUACUCCCAGGACCUUUCUGAUCAUCCUCAUUGGUCAUCACAGGGGCAAGAAUGUGGUUUUCCUGAAGCAGCUGGGCAGUGGCUUGCUACUUAUGACUGGAUCCCUGGUCCUCAAUUGA